AGUGAGGCAUCUACAUGUAAUGAUGAUGGAAACAGUUGGAUCAAGUUCGACGGAGGUCUUUGUGGAUCUCUCAAGUCAACUGUGAAUCAAAAAUACUGGUCCGAGAAAUCUGCCUAUGAUGCCUCACAAAAUGUUGACUGGCCCUUCAUUGAUUUUCUGUGUAGUUCUUGUCAUUGGUUAUCUGCAGAUCACUGGGAUUGUGUCCAUCCCUAUAGAACACUCAGGUCUGAGGGGGGAAACAUCGGGGAUCAACGGGUACAGUCAAGACUAUGCCGCCCUGCCCUCUAGUCAGCACCAAACACAGGUUAACGACCAAACUGAGGCAGAGCAAAGACAGUCUCAACAGUUUGACCCCCUCAUAGAACCUCAGUUGGAAUCACAAGAGGAACCACAUCAUCAACAAGAAGUACCAGGACAUGAACCUCAUAGCGAGCCACAAGGGGAACCUCAAGGGGAACCUCAAGGGGAACCAAAUGAGGUUAUUCAGGAUGAAUCGAAUAUUUGGACAAGACACAUAUCAAACCCAGACAGAAACAUCUCUUCUCUAGAAAAUGUCUAUGGAAGUGACAUGGCAGAAAGUGUGAGUGUAGAGGAGGGUGGUAACAUUCCAAGUGAAAAUACUGAGGAACACUCUGACAGGACAGAUAUGCACCAUCCACUUCUUACUGAGGAAUUGGGUCGUCACAUGGAACCAGAGCCAGGUGAACAUAUCAGUUUCCUACCCGACAGUGCUGGUCCUUUUCCUUUCGAGGGAGGACAUGCAGAAGAGACCUUUCCCGAGAACGAGAUACACUCAGAACAUAUUCCUGUGACCCCUUACUCGGAUAUGGUACAUGAUGUAUCCAAUGGACUAUCCUUCCAACGUCUUCCCACAGUCAGACUUCCUGGGGAGCAUUCUCAAGGACAGCUUACAAAUAUCACAACUAAUGAAAAUCGCACAGACGAAUUCGGCAAUAAUAAAGAUUUAUCAGCCAAAGGUGACCAGCAGAAUCAAACAGCCAAUGCUGAUGUUACGACAGAUAAUCCCGUAAUAUACUCUAGUAACAGUGGUGUUGAUGAGGAACAAUACAAAAUGAAAGUAAACAAUAGUGACUCUCCACAUGCAAUUAUGCCCACACCAUCCCAUGCGGAGGACAUUUCUACACAGCACACCAGUCACAGCUAUCAGUUAACGCUGGACUUAGUUACGUCUACUGAACCUUUAGAACUAAGAACUUCAAUAAUGAGAGAUAUUGAUCUCAUAGUGACACAGUUAUCUUCCUCUGUAACAGACCUUAAUGGUCAGUCAUUCUAUGAGGUAAUCACACCAAGUUUUCUAGCUAGUAUUUACAAUAGUGAAGGUAGCACAGGUAAAGGAUAUGAAAUGUUCACUGUAGUGGUAUCAGGUUCUAUGGAUCAGUCAGAUCACCAGCAGUUUAGUUCCUCUCAGCAGAUAUCCCCGUCUGCCUCUCAAGGGGACCUCAUCACUUCCAACAUUACAGAUCAAAGCUACAUCAGUCACUCAAUACAUCAAAUGAAUUCUGUAACAUCUUCUCCAACAGUAGGGAGCCUUCCUAUGGCUUCCCAAGGGCUCGUCAUAAAUGAUGGUCAGCAAAACACUGAACUAGGAUCUCAACAGGACACAUCAACCUCUCCAGGCUAUGUCCUGAAUUCUUCACUGACGACCCUAAAUCCUUACACGAGUGAUAAAAUUACUACAAACUCAUCAACUGCACCUGGUGAAGGAAAUUAUUCGAUCCCUCAAAUACGACCCCUUACAUCGGUCAUGCCUCUGACAAAACUUUCUAGUCAAGGCACAUCGGCUACUCCUUCAGCAAAUAAGACUCCCACAUCUCCAGUAUCCGGGACAACAGCACAUAAAACAACUCCAUAUUUUUCGGAAAUUAUCAUUCCAUUUUUGACAACAAAAAAAGCCAAUCAUACUUCAGCUAAAGAACAGGAAAAAACGUCACAUGCCACAACAGUAACAAAUCCCAGUGUAGUUUUCACAAGGAGCACAGUACUACCUUCCACAAGUACCUCUAGUAAGGUCAAAAACCCAAGUACCUCUCACAAACACAUUCAGGUACAUACAUCUCUGCCCUCUGUUUUAAUCAGUAUCAAGCUUCAAAUGACCUUGACCGAGUUUUGUUCGCAAAAAGAAAGGUUCAUCACGGAACUGAUGGAAAUAGUGGAGAAUCACCAGCAAAUAGAUAUACAACAACAACAGGUGGUGCUUCUAAACAUCCGCCCAAAAAUGUGCGAUAAAUUAGCCGUGCCUUUUACAGAUAACAAUGAGUUUGAAGAAGUUAAGAUUGAGUUGUAUUUCCUUGACACGGACGGGAAGGUAGAUGAAGAAAUGACAAAAGUCGUCAGUGACAUUAUCAAGAAGGGAUUUGAUGACCUUUUGGAAUCCCAAUUUAAACAGAAGGCUUUGUCGGUAGAAAUGCCAAAACUAUCAUCCGUACCAGUUGGGGCUGAAAUUAAAAACAGAUUUGCUAAUGUUAUCCCAUUUCCACAUAAUCGAAUAAAAUUGAAGAAGAUACCAGGAGAAGAUAACUCUGAUUACAUCAACGCCAACUAUGUUUCGGGCUACAACAAUGUCUACAAGACAUACAUAGCCACACAGGCUCCACUACACAGGACAAUGAGUGACUUCUGGCGGAUGGUUUGGGAACAACAAUCACGGGUCAUACUGAUGCUUGUUCCCAUGCAAGAAAAUGGACAGCCCAGCUGUGAGACAUACUGUCCAGACACAGAGGGUAUGGACUCUUGUCGACAGUUUGGGGACAUCACUGUUGAACUGAAGAAAAAAGAUGUACAACAGGAGUAUACGAUGUCAAUACUUCAGCUGAAGGAUAUAGAGAACAACUUGAUACGUGAGAUUUAUCACUUCUGGUAUACAUCCUGGCCCAGACACAGCACACCAGAGCCUAUAUCCUUGGUGAAAUUUAUUCUCGACACACGUCCACACUUUGAAGACAGCGGUGCACCAGCAAUCGUACACUGCAGUUCUGGAACUGGGAGAACCGGCACAGUCAUAGCAAUAGAUAUUUGUAUGAGGUCAUUUGAGGACAGACGCAAAUUAGAUGUCUUUAGCUGUGUACAUAAUAUGAGACGGGAAAGAGCGGGUGCUGUACAGACAAAAGAACAGUACAGUCUAAUAUACAGUGCCUUACACGAGUAUGCCAUCAUCUUAAAUGGACCAAAAGCUUCCAUAACCUCAACAACCUAACACAACCUGUUGUGACUCUCAGUGUGAUAUCUAUGUGAUUUAAUCUGAAGUAUUCUCGGAGUACCCUGGAGCAGGAGGAGCAGGGACCAGUUGCGGAAAUAUUGCAUUUUUUUUUAAAACUUACUUCUUCAUUAGGAAUGAUUAGAUAUCUCCCAAAUUUGGUCAGAAGUAUUCUUGGGUGAUGGGGAACAAAGUUUGUGUAAGGAUUGGUUCUCAGUCCCCUGGGGCCAGAGGGGCAGGAGCCAAAAGGGCUAAUUUUGCAAGUUCUUUAAAAUCCUACACCUACUAAAAAAAUAAAUGUAUAUUGCCCAAAUUUGAUGUGAAACAUUCUUGGGAGAAGGAGAAUCAGUUGUAUCUCCUUGUGAUGGAAGAUGGUGUCCAUUAGGACAAAUAGAGCAAAUUCUAUUCCUACUGCAGGAAUGAUUGGAUUUUGCCCAAAAUUGUCAGAAGUAUUCUUAGAUGAAGGGGAAUCAGUUCUAUAUAAAUGGUGCAUCUUGGCCCCCUAGGGGGAGGGAUGGGCCCAAUUGUGGAAAUAUAAGUUCUUAAAAACCAUUCUUCCAUACAAGGAUAUUGUCCAAGUCUGGUCUGAAGUUAUUUUUAUAAAUAGUGAAUUAUACUUCUGUUUGACCACAAAGCCAGGACCCCAAUAGGGAAAUUACAUCAGAGAUUGUCAUAUUUGAAAUUCUUUAUUAAAUGGUUGAAUAGCUAAAUUAACCUGAUGAGUGAUGCAGGCCUCUUAGGCCUCUUGUUCAGUAACAUGAUUUGCACUUGAUAAACAUCAAAAAAUGCUCCAAUUUAGUCAAAAUCAGAGAGAACUCACUUUAUCAAACAUGUCUGAUAUUAAUAUUUAUGUGAUUUCCAUAAUUUUUUCUCUGGGCUAGGUUGUAAUGCUAUAGAUAUCUAUAAAAAAAACUCAUGAGCCAACAUCUUAAAUAUUAUAUACUGUAUAUCCCAAAAUUUAAUCUGGAUGUCAAAUGAGAAACAUAAAGUGUCAAGUUAGAUACUGUGACAAAGAUUGAGAUAUGUGUUGUAGUACAAGGUGUCCCUAUGGAAAGGGAAUGGAAGUCAAUGGUAGACUUGAUCACCUUAACAUUGUAUUAUACAUAGGUGGUGUGAAAUGUGGGUCUAAUACACCUGAGGAUAUCAUUCUCCAUACUCCAGGAAUUACAAUAACUUUCGCUCUCUUUACUGCUGGAACAUGUCAAGGCAAAAUUGAAGGUUCCAUGUGCGACACCUUGUGGACAAAACGGGACAUCUAGUUCGAUCCUUUGAUGUACAAAAAACGAAUCUCGAGGUCACAUAACGGUAUACUGUAUAGGCUUUGAAGUUGGGUGUCUUCUUCGUAAUCUUCAAAAUGACGGUAUCAGCCUGUGAUUGGUCAGGUUCUUUUUCUCCUGGGAGCAAUCAAAUUACUUCACUUUUUGCCUUGAUAUGUCUUAGGAUGUAGAGAGUGAAAGUGAUCAUAACUACUGGAGUAUCGAGGAUGGUUCCAGGGGUACAGAGAGCGAAAGUGAUUUUAACCACUGGAGUAUCGAGGAUGGUUCCAGGGGUACAGAGAGCGAAAGUGAUCAUAACUACUGGAGUAUCGAGGAUGGUUCCAGGGGUACAGAGAGUGAAAGUGAUUGUAACCCCUGGAGUAUCGAGGAUGGUUCCAGGGGUACAGAGAGCAAAAGUGAUUGUAACUCCUGGAAUAUCGAGGAUGGUUCCAGGGGUACAGAGAGUGAAAGUGAUCAUAACUCCUGGAGUGUCGAGGAUGGUUCCAGGGGUACAGAGGGUGAAAGUGAUUGUAACCCCUGUAGUAUCGAGAAAGGUUCCAGGGGUGAAGAGAUUGAAAGUGAUUGUAACCACUGUAGUAUCGAGAAAGGUUCCAGGGGUGAAGAGAUUGAAAGUGAUUGUAACCACUGUAGUAUCGAGAAAGAUUCCAGGGGUGAAGAGAUUGAAAGUGAUUGUAACCCCUGUACUAUCGAGAAAGAUUCCAGGGGUGAAGAGAGUGAAAGUGAUUGUAACCUCUGUAGUAUCGAGAAAGGUUCCAGGGGUGAAGAGAGUGAAAGUGAUUGUAACUCCUGUAGUAUCGAGAAAGGUUCCAGGGGUGAAGAGAGUGAAAGUGAUUGUAACCCCUGGAGUAUCGAGGAUGGUUCCAGGGGUGUAGAGAAUGAAAGUGAUUGUAACCUCUGGAGUAUCGAGGAUGGUUCCAGGGGUGAAGAGAGUGAAAGUGAUUGUAACCCCUGGAGUAUCGAGGAUGGUUCCAGGGGUGUAGAGAAUGAAAGUGAUUGUAACCCCUGGAGUAUCGAGGAUGGUUCCAGGGGUGUAGAGAAUGAAAGUGAUUGUAACCCCUGUAGUAUCGAGAAAGGUUCCAGGGGUGAAGAGAUUGAAAGUGAUUGUAACCACUGUAGUAUCGAGAAAGGUUCCAGGGGUGAAGAGAGUGAAAGUGAUUGUAACCCCUGUAGUAUCGAGAAAGAUUCCAGGGGUGAAGAGAGUGAAAGUGAUUGUAACCUCUGUAGUAUCGAGAAAGGUUCCAGGGGUGAAGAGAGUGAAAGUGAUUGUAACUCCUGUAGUAUCGAGAAAGGUUCCAGGGGUGAAGAGAGUGAAAGUGAUUGUAACCCCUGGAGUAUCGAGGAUGGUUCCAGGGGUGUAGAGAAUGAAAGUGAUUGUAACCCCUGGAGUAUCGAGGAUGGUUCCAGGGGUGAAGAGAGUGAAAGUGAUUGUAACCCCUGGAGUAUCGAGGAUGGUUCCAGGGGUGAAGAGAGUGAAAGUGAUUGUAACCCCUGGAGUAUCGAGGAUGGUUCCAGGGGUGAAGAGAGUGAAAGUGAUUGUAACCCCUGUAGUAUCGAGAAAGGUUCCAGGGGUGAAGAGAGUGAAAGUGAUUGUAACCCCUGUAGUAUCGAGAAAGGUUCUAGGGGUGAAGAGAGUGAAAGUGAUUGUAACCCCUGGAGUAUCGAGGAUGGUUCCAGGGGUGUAGAGAAUGAAAGUGAUUGUAACCCCUGGAGUAUCGAGGAUGGUUCCAGAGGUGAAGAGAGUGAAAGUGAUUGCACCUCCUGGAGUAAUGGUACUGGUAGAAAUUUCUGAUAUUGUAAAGGUAAUUGUAGAUAUUUCUGAUAUUGUAAAGGUAAUGGUAGAGAUUUCUGAUAUUGUAAAGGUACUGGUAAAGAUUUCUGAUAUUGUAAAGGUACUGGUAGAGAUUUCUGAUAUUGUAAAGGUACUGGUGGAGAAUUCUGAUAUUGUAAAGGUACUGGUAGAGAUUUCUGAUAUUGUAAUGUUUUAUUGUGAGCUGCCCAACAUAUCCCCUUUUUAAUUUCCAACUUAUCCGUACUUUACAAAAAGAAUGCUUUUAGAGCAUGUGCACUUACAUGCGUUGGACACAUUAUAAAAUGUAUUUCUGAUAAUGUCACAUUCCGUGUUAUAUAAGCCCUCUGGCCACACUACAUGACAUAAAGAGGAAUACAUUGUUGGUCUGAAGCGUAAUUGGUCAAUUUGCUGCACUGUAUAGUUAAUUCCCAUGUGUAUGUUAUAUGUUUCUAUAAAUUGUAUUGUACGAUAAAAAUUCCUCUUUAA
Messenger RNA from Ylistrum balloti, 6766 nucleotides. RefSeq lists its product as uncharacterized. NCBI's taxonomy places the organism in Eukaryota, Metazoa, Mollusca, Bivalvia, Pectinida, Pectinidae. Gene Ontology annotation, molecular function: protein tyrosine phosphatase activity. The record is from RefSeq and is a predicted model, not a curated record. The transcript is spliced from 9 exons. The coding region runs from base 116 to 3214 and encodes 1032 amino acids. Gene Ontology annotation, biological process: protein dephosphorylation.